AUGGGAGAACCCGUCGACGAGUCAUCAGUGACUCGCAUCUUCAUUACAGGAUUGCCCCCGUCGUUGACAAAAGAACAACUGCGAUCUCAUUUUGCCGCCAAAUACGUUGUCACCGACUGCCACCUUGUCUCCGGACGGCGGAUUGGUUUCAUUGGCCUCUCUGACCAUGCCACUGCUCAAAGUGCCGUCAAAUACUUCGACCGCACUUUCAUGCGCAUGUCCAAGAUUUCCGUCAGCCUCGCUAAACCCGUCGAAAUGAAGCGCGAUUUACACGGACACGCCGCACCCGUCUCCCAGCGGCGUCAAGCUGGCCAAGGGGACCAGCUGAGAAACAAUUCUCACAAGAGAAAGCGAGAUAUAUAUGACGACGGAGAUAAUGAUGGGCAGAGGGCAUUGUCCAAACCAUCCGUACCUCAACCACAUGGCGAGAACACAAUAGCAAUCACCUCAAACCCCCCUCAAGCGGAAAGACAUUCAUCACCCCAAGACACCCAAGAUAUGGACGAGGGCAACACUCCCCUCGACAACCAUGCAUCUGAUGCCGAUUGGAUCCGGGGGAAGACGAACAGGCUUCUUGAUCUUGUGGAAACUGAGCACGAGCCAGCGUCUGUUGACGAUGCACACCAUGUUCCUCCCGCUACCAGUCCUGCGAUGCCCUCCUCCGACCCUAGACCCCAGGCAGAGAGAGAUUCACAAGAGCCAGCUCCCGGCGAUGUCAUACAGCCGCAACUGGUUCCCAAUGCGCGUUUAUUUCUCCGCAAUCUACCUUUCACCACCACAUCCGAUUCCCUUCGCAGCAUAUUUUCUCCAUAUGGCAUGAUUUCUGAUAUCCAUCUUGUCAAAGACACUCGCACUGAUUCCGGGAAAGGACUGGCUUACGUUCAGUUUGUGGAGUCUCAAGAUGCUGGUAGAGCACUUCUCGAACUUGAUGGCAAGGACUUUCAGGGGAGACUCAUGCAUAUUCUUCCUGCCUCUGAUAAGAAGGCUCAAAAGCUCGACGCCUUUGAGAUCUCCAAACUACCGCUGAAACAACAAAAAGCCCUGAAGAGAAAGUCAGAGGCUGCCACCUCCACCUUCUCCUGGAAUUCUCUUUACAUGAAUCCAGACGCCGUACUUGCCUCGGUUGCUAAUCGACUUGGUGUGACAAAGGCCGAGCUCUUGGAUCCAUCCUCGACAGAUGCAGCUGUCAAACAAGCCCACGCCGAGACAAGUGUGAUUAGAGACACAAAAGCUUAUCUCAAAUCCCAGGGCAUGAAUGUCGAGGCAUUCAAAAAUCAUGCCAGAGAUGAUACUACCAUACUGCUGAAGAACUUUGCCUUCGGUACGACGACGGAAGAAUUGUCUCAGCUUCUGGCUCCAUUUGGGAAGGUGAUCCGCCUGAUAUUCCCCCCAACUGGCACCAUUGCUGUCGCGCAGUUUGAAGAGUCUACUGGCGCCAGACUGGCUUUAAAACAACUCGCUUAUCGAAAUCUGAACGGCUCGGUUCUUUAUCUUGAGAAGGCGCCAGAAGGUGUCUGGGCCUCUCAAAAGGUCCCCAGCACCGAAGUGACUGCGGAUACAAACACUGCCGCUCAGCCUGAUAACAAUACUACUAUGUCCCCGACGACUACCCUGUUUGUCAGAAAUCUGAAUUUCAGUACCACAAGUGCGAAGCUCUCUGAAACUUUCCGGCCUCUUCCUGGCUUCCUCUCUGCCAGAGUCAAGACGAGGACGGAUGCAAAACGACCCGGCCAGGUCUUGAGCAUGGGCUUUGCAUUCGUAGAGUUUCAGACUAAAGCUCAUGCUGAAUCCGCUGUCUCAACCAUGAACGGUCGAUCUCUGGAUGGGCAUGACCUCGUUGUACAAAUCUCCCAAAAGUCAACCGAUGCUGCGGAGGAACGGCGAAAGGAGGACACAGCGAAAAAGCUGAAUGCCAACAAGACAAAGAUCAUUGUCAAAAACCUGCCGUUCGAAGCGUCCAAAAAGGAUAUCCGUGCAUUGCUGGGACCUUAUGGAAAGUUACGAACCGUCCGUCUACCUCGGAAAUUCGACAACAGUGCUCGAGGAUUUGCCUUUGCUGAGUUUGUCACUGCAAAAGAGGCCGAGAAUGCCAUGGAUGCCCUUUCCAAUACUCAUUUACUGGGUAGGAAACUUGUGCUUGACUUUGCCGAGGGAGAGGCGAUCGACCCCGAAGACGAAAUUAGUGCUAUGGAGAAAAAGAUACAGGGCCAUCAAAGUGUAUUGACCCAUCACAAGUUGACCGGGUCGGCUCGGAAAAAGUUUAACCUUCAGGGAGCACGAGAUGAUUUCGACCCUCUGUAA
Molecule: messenger RNA, 2301 nt
Organism: Exophiala mesophila
Lineage: Eukaryota; Fungi; Ascomycota; Eurotiomycetes; Chaetothyriales; Herpotrichiellaceae
Exons: 2
Coding region: 1-2301 (766 amino acids)
Molecular function (GO): RNA binding
Source: RefSeq, a predicted model, not a curated record